AUGUCAACUACUCGCAAAAUCACUGCUGUGGUAAAAGUUCACUUCAACGAACAUGGCCUUGACGAUCGCAUGGUCCCUGGGUUCCGCUGGAGUCAGAUGGUGCCGAUAUCGGCCACAGUUAUGACGAUUGAACUUUACAUUCCCUACUGGUCUAUGGCCGACCUUCGUGCUGGUCGUGACACCGGAUUCGAGAAAGGCGUGGGACUGUCUCUUAGGCCCCUACAACGAUUGGAAAGAAGGUUCAGCGGUGUGCUGAUAUCGGAGAUGGUUGUCCACCGCCGCGAUGGUCGCGUGAGGCCACCCAUUAUGAUCGCCAACGAUUUGAUGCCGGACGCGGCAAAGUAUGGUUCUCCUGCCUUCAAGUACGAGAAGUGCCCCAUGGAGUGGGCCACUGUCGUCGAAACCUUCGUGCACGGAGUAGUCAUCAAGAUUGCUGCAGGGGAAGAUGACUUCCGGACGGGCUCAUCUUCAGCGUCAACAACACCUUCGUCUACAAAUGGCAGGCAUGCUUUGGAAGACAAGGAAUCCGGCGAAUCAGAGGCAGCUCCUCCAAGGCCUGCUCCAUGGAACGAUACUCCGAAAGUCCCAUCUUCUGCACCGACGGCAAACGCACCUUCCAAGAGUAGGAAGCGUGCUCGGGACGAUGAACCGUCUACGGAGACGGAGGCAGCUCUGCCUCACAAGAAGGCACGAACGCGAAUCGCCAUGGUCCCAACCUCCCGCGAGAACCGGAGGUCAGAGCGAACGACCUCGCGGAAAAGCAAUGAGAGGACUCGCGCGGGCGCUGCUCGGAUUGCUGGGCGGCUGACGACGAAAGCUACUGAGGUGGCCACAACCAGGGCCACGGCAACCACGAACGUCCACACCAUGACGGUGCCAGUUGUCCCGCCAAUGCCGCUUCCGUUCAUGGCUCCGCAGCCCAUUUACUAUGGUCCUGCAUCGGCAGCGGUAACGCCAAUGCCACCCCAGUUCGUGGCUCCGCAGCCCGUCCACCAUCGCUACCCUAUCACGUCGAUGUCGGCCAUUGGAGCAGGCCCCUCGCGGUGGUUCCCAAAUCAGGUGGCUCCAGCUCAGCAAUUUCGUCCCGUGAGGCCCGCAGCAUCGUUAGCGGGUAUGCCUUCAGUUGCUGUCGACUGGGAACCCCGCAGGCCCACCACAUAUGCGCACACAACGUGGACAAUGCCUCCAUCCCCGACUGGCUUCUCGCAGCUUCCAAAUAUCGCACGGUCACUCCGGUCGCGAGAUAUGCGGGAAUCGGCUGCGCCACCACCACCACCAACUGAUGCGGCAUAUGAGUGGAUGCCCGCUCCGCCACAAACUCAUGAGGCUUUACCGUCGGGUUUACAUGCUCACGCUUCUGCUAUUGUCCCAGCUCCACUCGUGCUGCCCGGUAGCCCCAUCGUUCUCCCACAGGAGUUUGAUGUUAAUGAGUUUGGCGGGGGUGAAUUCGGCCCAUUCACCGACGCGUACCUCUCCGCCCUAGGUGUGGGUAUGACAGGGACCAGUAACCCCACUACCGGUUCCUCCCUGUAG
Messenger RNA from Sparassis crispa, 1533 nucleotides. RefSeq lists its product as hypothetical. Bases 1 to 1533 code for a protein of 510 amino acids. The record is from RefSeq and is a predicted model, not a curated record. The transcript is spliced from 8 exons. NCBI's taxonomy places the organism in Eukaryota, Fungi, Basidiomycota, Agaricomycetes, Polyporales, Sparassidaceae.